CAAGGAGCGCGGGAGGCCGCUGAGGCAAUGGCGGUGUUUGACUGCGGGCUGUGGAGGAAGUGAAGCAGCGGCAGAAUCCGCCGCCAUCCGCGCUGCUCCUGCGCAGGUGAACUGAGGUGAAGUGAUAUCAAUCGGCACCAUGUUUCUUUAUAACCUAACUCUGCAGCGAGCCACCGGGAUCAGUUACGCCAUCCAUGGCAACUUUUCAGGUACCAAACAACAAGAAAUUGUUGUUUCUCGAGGCAAAAUCUUGGAGUUGCUUCGUCCUGAUCCGAACACAGGAAAAGUUCAUACUUUGCUGACAGUGGAAGUCUUUGGAAUCAUUCGUUCUCUCAUGGCCUUCAGAUUAACUGGUGGAACCAAAGACUACAUUGUGGUGGGCAGUGAUUCAGGUCGCAUUGUUAUCUUGGAAUAUCAGCCCUCAAAAAAUGUGUUUGAGAAGAUUCACCAGGAAACCUUUGGCAAGAGUGGCUGUCGCAGAAUUGUUCCUGGACAGUAUUUGGCUGUGGAUCCUAAGGGGCGAGCUGUCAUGAUCAGUGCCAUUGAGAAGCAGAAGCUAGUGUACAUUCUGAACAGGGAUGCUGCAGCCCGACUCACAAUUUCUUCCCCGUUAGAAGCGCAUAAAGCCAACACCUUGGUUUACCAUGUAGUUGGAGUAGAUGUGGGGUUUGAAAAUCCCAUGUUUGCCUGUCUGGAAAUGGAUUAUGAGGAAGCUGACAAUGACCCCACAGGAGAAGCGGCAGCCAACACCCAGCAAACCUUGACAUUUUAUGAGUUAGAUCUGGGUUUGAACCAUGUUGUCAGGAAAUACAGUGAACCCUUGGAAGAACAUGGCAACUUCCUCAUUACAGUCCCUGGAGGUUCUGAUGGUCCCAGUGGAGUGCUGAUUUGUUCUGAAAACUACAUCACCUACAAAAACUUUGGUGACCAACCAGAUAUCCGAUGUCCCAUUCCCAGAAGAAGGAAUGACUUGGAUGACCCUGAAAGAGGCAUGAUUUUUGUCUGCUCUGCUACACACAAGACCAAGUCUAUGUUCUUCUUCUUGGCUCAGACUGAGCAGGGUGACAUCUUCAAAAUCACCUUGGAGACUGAUGAGGACAUGGUAACAGAAAUUCGACUCAAGUACUUUGAUACAGUUCCUGUUGCUGCUGCCAUGUGUGUUCUGAAAACUGGGUUCCUUUUUGUGGCUUCUGAGUUUGGAAACCACUACCUCUAUCAGAUUGCUCAUCUGGGGGAUGAUGAUGAGGAGCCAGAGUUCUCCUCUGCCAUGCCGUUGGAGGAAGGAGACACAUUCUUUUUCCAGCCUCGGCCUCUCAAGAACUUGGUGCUGGUGGAUGAACUGGACAGCCUGUCUCCCAUCUUGUGUUGUCAGAUAGCUGAUCUGGCUAAUGAAGACACCCCUCAGUUAUAUGUGGCCUGUGGGAGGGGGCCUCGGUCGUCACUGAGGGUCCUUAGACAUGGACUUGAGGUAUCUGAAAUGGCCGUCUCAGAGUUGCCUGGUAACCCCAAUGCUGUAUGGACAGUGAGGAGGCAUGUUGAAGAUGAAUUUGAUGCCUAUAUCAUUGUGUCCUUCGUCAAUGCCACCCUGGUACUGUCUAUCGGAGAAACUGUAGAGGAGGUUACAGACUCGGGAUUCCUUGGUACUACGCCCACCUUGUCUUGCUCAUUGUUGGGAGAUGAUGCUUUGGUGCAGGUUUAUCCUGAUGGCAUCCGGCACAUCAGAGCCGAUAAAAGAGUUAAUGAGUGGAAAACACCAGGGAAGAAAACCAUCGUCAAAUGUGCUGUGAAUCAGAGACAAGUGGUGAUCGCACUGACAGGGGGAGAGCUGGUCUACUUUGAGAUGGACCCGGUACUCAGGCAGCUGAAUGAAUACACAGAGAGGAAGGAGAUGUCUGCUGACGUGGUGUGCAUGAGCUUGGCCAAUGUUCCCCCAGGAGAGCAGCGCUCCCGGUUCCUUGCUGUUGGGCUGGUGGACAACACUGUGCGCAUCAUUUCCCUCGACCCCUCUGACUGUCUUCAGCCACUGAGUAUGCAAGCUCUCCCUGCCCAGCCAGAAUCACUGUGCAUUGUGGAAAUGGGUGGCGCUGAGAAGCAGGAUGAACUGGGAGAGCGGGGCUCGAUUGGCUUCUUGUACCUGAACAUUGGCUUGCAGAACGGUGUGCUUCUCCGAACUGUCCUUGAUCCAGUUACUGGUGACCUCUCUGACACAAGGACCAGGUAUCUGGGCUCGCGCCCUGUGAAGCUCUUCCGAGUCCGGAUGCAAGGCCAAGAAGCGGUGCUGGCCAUGUCAAGCCGUUCUUGGCUGAGUUACUCCUAUCAAUCCCGCUUCCACUUAACACCCCUCUCAUAUGAAACGUUGGAGUUUGCCUCUGGCUUUGCUUCAGAGCAGUGUCCAGAGGGCAUAGUAGCCAUCUCAACAAACACACUGAGGAUUUUGGCCCUGGAGAAGCUUGGAGCUGUCUUCAACCAGGUUGCCUUCCCGUUGCAGUACACUCCUAGGAAGUUCGUCAUCCACCCUGAGAGCAACAACCUAAUCAUCAUUGAGACGGACCACAAUGCUUAUACUGAGGCCACUAAAGCCCAAAGGAAGCAGCAGAUGGCGGAGGAAAUGGUGGAAGCCGCAGGGGAAGAUGAGAGGGAACUAGCUGCAGAGAUGGCGGCCGCGUUUCUGAACGAGAACCUUCCUGAGUCCAUCUUUGGUGCCCCAAAAGCAGGAAAUGGACAAUGGGCGUCUGUUGUCCGGGUGAUGAACCCCAUCCAAGGAAACACAUUAGAUCUAGUCCAGCUGGAGCAAAAUGAAGCUGCCUUCAGUGUGGCAGUGUGCCGAUUUGCCAAUGGUGGUGACGACUGGCAUGUUCUAGUGGGCGUAGCCAAGGACCUCAUCCUGAACCCACGCUCUGUGGCUGGAGGCUUUGUCUACACCUAUAAGUUGAUAAACAGUGGGGAGAAGCUUGAGUUCCUGCACAAGACCCCAGUAGAGGAGGUACCAGCCGCAAUUGCCCCCUUCCAAGGCAGAGUGCUCAUUGGUGUGGGGAAACUCUUGCGGGUAUAUGACUUGGGCAAGAAGAAGCUGCUCCGGAAGUGUGAGAAUAAGCACAUUGCCAACUACAUCUGUGGGAUCCAGACGAUUGGGCACCGAGUGAUCGUCUCGGAUGUCCAGGAGAGCUUCAUCUGGGUGCGCUACAAGAGGAACGAGAACCAGCUGAUCAUUUUUGCAGAUGACACCCACCCCCGCUGGGUCACCACUGCCUGCCUCCUCGACUAUGACACAGUGGCUGGGGCUGACAAGUUUGGCAACAUCUGUGUGGUGCGGCUACCACCCAACACAAAUGAUGAGGUAGACGAGGACCCAACUGGAAACAAGGCGUUAUGGGAUAGAGGCCUUCUUAAUGGGGCUUCUCAAAAGGCAGAGGUGAUUAUGAACUACCAUGUAGGGGAAACAGUCCUGUCCCUGCAGAAGACGACUCUAAUCCCCGGAGGCUCUGAAUCUCUUGUCUACACGACCUUAUCUGGGGGCAUUGGCAUUCUGGUCCCGUUUACAUCACAUGAGGAUCAUGACUUCUUCCAGCACGUUGAGAUGCAUCUGAGGUCUGAACACCCUCCUCUCUGUGGACGAGACCACCUCAGCUUCCGCUCCUAUUACUUCCCAGUGAAGAAUGUCAUUGAUGGGGAUCUGUGUGAGCAGUUCAACUCCAUGGAGCCCAACAAGCAGAAGAACGUGUCUGAAGAGCUGGACAGGACCCCACCAGAGGUGUCCAAGAAGCUAGAGGACAUCCGCACCCGCUAUGCUUUCUGAGAGGGGCCUCUUCAGGGACGUGGCUGGGAUUCCUGUUCCAAAGAUGUUUUGAAGGGUAUGAGCUUUUUUGGCCAGUUGCUCCCACUUUGGUACUCUUGUUUUCUUCCAGCGACUUGAAAGUCCAACCAUGUCAUCAACCUGUUCUGUCCAUGCUGUUCCAGGAGUCAGUCAGGUUCUCCCAAGUGGCGAGGCCUCCCCUUUCAGGUGUGUUUCUGGCUCCACCCUUUUUAAAGACAGUUUGGGUGCUGUACCCACUACCGACCUGCCCUUGGACAAGGCCCUGGUGCCCUUUCCGUGUCAAGGGAGCUAGCUAGAUGAAGUCCCCUUUCCUGAGUUGGUAAGAUAGGAGCACAGGGACGUUAGGGCUCCUCUUCCAUUGGCCAGUGUCUGGGAAGCCUUGUGGGCGUGGCUGGUGUAAUUUUUCCAUCCUGCAGUUUUUAUCUCUGUGUUUGUAAAUAGAGUCCUGUACCAAGUUAGCCUUUUGUCUGCUGAAGAGAUGGCCUGUGUGAAUCUGGCCAUAGAUUUUUCUUUAAUAAAACCCAGCAUCUGGAUUAAAGGUUGGCUGACAAACCUG
Molecule: messenger RNA, 4370 nt
Organism: Podarcis muralis (Common wall lizard)
Lineage: Eukaryota; Metazoa; Chordata; Lepidosauria; Squamata; Lacertidae
Source: RefSeq, a predicted model, not a curated record